Molecule: messenger RNA, 2880 nt
Organism: Chelmon rostratus (copperband butterflyfish)
Lineage: Eukaryota; Metazoa; Chordata; Actinopteri; Chaetodontiformes; Chaetodontidae
Gene: crygn2
Product: crystallin, gamma N2
Exons: 4
Coding region: 2354-2800 (148 amino acids)
Biological process (GO): lens development in camera-type eye; visual perception
Molecular function (GO): structural constituent of eye lens
Source: RefSeq, a predicted model, not a curated record
UGUUGCUGCAUCAGAUCCAGAAUCAGCAGAUAUUUACAGAAAUCAAUGAAGCUGAUGAGCUCAGACAGUAAAUAUAUUGACUUUGUGCUGAUUUCAGGUCAGUUUAUGUCAGAGAGGAUCAGCAGGUCAGAAUGUGACCCACCUGAGUCCCACCUGUUUUGGAAUCAGGGUUGUAAAUUCAUCUUGUAAUAAAAAGUCAUUUUUGUCAUAAUAAUGUAUCCUUUGCUUCGUAAGACAUUUAUGGAAUAUUUUUUAUAAGAAGCAGAAACACAGAAGGCUGUAAAAUGAUUUAAAUAAAUAACAGAGAACACUUUUUCUACGUGUGUGUGUGGGGGGGGGGACACAAACACGCCUCCACAUCCAUCAUGUUGUUCUGGAGCUGUUCCACUUUAAAUGUGAUGCCCUGCAGUGGACAAACAGUUUCUCUAAAAUAAUACGAGAAGAUGUGAAGGAGUUUUACUUUUAUCUUUUCAUCAAGUCCGAAACGUCACUUCCAGCUGUUUGAUCUUCAUGUCAGUCAAUGAAGUGAAGUCACAUGUUGUGUGUUUCUGUCCACGUUAAGAUUCCUUCAUGGAUGUUUUUGAGUCUGCAUGAAAUGUGAUGUGAGUGUUGUGUCUGUAUGUAGAAACACUGACAGUACACGAGCUGUGCAUGCAUCCUUUCACUGUCUCUAUAGAAGCGUGGCAUGUGCAAUAUCAUUGACCCUGUAAAGCUCAGGCCAAGCACAUUCUAUUGAGUCCACACACACACACACACACACACACACAGCAGAAUCAGCAGACACGUCAGGAUGAAGGGAAAGCGCUGAGGCAGCAGAAACUUUUAAACCCUUGUCUCUUGUGUCUUUUGUCCGUCCGGCGGGGACGUCGCCCCUCGCUCGUCCCCCUGCCGUAUAUAUUGUGGUGUCCAACUUUUUCUCUGUUACACUGUGUGUGUGGUUGCGGGCCAGGUUGGACAGUAUCCAGUGGGCAAACAUGUCGCAGUACUCUGGAAAGGUGAGUAACAGCGGCUGGGGAAAACGACCAGAUUACUGUUUGAAAUGUGGAGCUUUAGCUGCUCUGUGGAUCAUCUGGAGACUGAGACCAGAAUCUGUAGACCAGCAGGGUCCUGUGGUAAAAUGACACAAUAUUUAACUUCUCUUUCACAAACUCGUUUUAUGAGAAUUCACUGGAAAUCAAUUCAGUUGAACUUCACCUCAGAAUGGAUGAUGUCCUGUAUGUGUUGCCUGAACUUAAAUUGCCUGAUUCUUGAAUGGGGUUUGGUGUGAUGUUCCCCUGCUGUUAUUCUCAGAAAAGGCAGAGCUGCACUUCAACCAGAAUGAAGUCUUAGUGGCUCGAUAAAGUUAACUUUGCAUUGAGUUCAUCUUUCAGGUAACAGGUAAACAGAGAAAGCAGCAGGUAGUUUGAGUACAGGUGAUGGUCUGAGGCAAGCUGCUGAUCCUGGGGGCUGUUUUGUACCUCAGUGCUCGAUUGAUUGGCUUCUUCUUCUCUCACAUCAUCUUUUCCACUGGGCUUCUGUUAUAACUUCACACCUCCAGUGGUUUUACCUUUCACCUUGCUUCAGUGAUGAACAGGUGUACUCCCAGGUGUGUCAGUGCACUGUGACAUCACAGCUGGGUGUGGCUACUGAGUGGACAGAGAAAUGCUGCUGUUGAGUUACUCUUUAACAACAACUAAAACAAUGUUUUGAUCCCACACACAGAGGUUAAAGCCAAUCAGAGCUGAGCAGCUUAAACCCAGCCAGUUCUCCCUCCUGUCCAGCAGGGGGGGGCGCUGCUGGACAAGUCACAGUUUGAAUGUAAGAACGUAAGCAAAAUGAAUUAGAGGUCAAGUAUUUCCCAAAGUUUCUAAUCAUUAAAUGAUUCCAGUCAGAUAAGUUACCUGUUGCAUUGCGAAGAAAGUUCUACCUGCGUUUGAGCCAUUGAUGUCGUCGGUCAUGAUUGUUUUGAUAUGUUUGUUCGUGCUCCGCGUCAUGCAGUCGCGGUCUGGAGUUAACAGUUGUUUCUGGAAAGCAGUUUUUACUUUUCUUUCACACUGAAUGGAAUUUACUGUCAGAACGUCUGAAACGGUGAUUCCUCGAGAGCAGCCAAGAAACCUUCUGAGCUGCUUCAUCAGCUGACCUUCCAGCCAAUCACCUUUAAACACACCAGAGACUGAGUUCACGCCGACGGACGGGGACAGUUGUAUAAGAUCCGACUGAAGGAAAAGUGUUUAAAUGUGAGCAGCUGAUCACACAUGAACCGUCAUGUUUUUGUCGAUUUGCCCUCCAGAUUACCUUCUACGAGGGGAAGUGCUUCACCGGCAGGAAGCUGGAGGUCAGAGGAGACUGUGAUAACUUCCAGGACCGCGGCUUCAUGAACAGGGUGAACUCUAUCCGUGUGGAGAGCGGAGCCUGGAUCUGCUACGACCACCCCGACUUCAAGGGCCAGCAGUACAUCCUGGAGCACGGAGAGUACCCAGAAUUCCAGAGGUGGAACUCCCACAACGACCACAUGGGAUCCUGCAAGCCCAUCCGCAUGCAUGGAGAGCACUACCGCAUCGAGCUGUUCGAGGCCUGUAACUUCUCCGGUCAGUGCGUGGAGAUCUGCGACGACUGUCCCUUCCUGCAGAGCCGCGGCUUCUCCAAGAACUGCAUCAACUCCGUCAAGGUCUACGGAGACGGAGCCUGGGUGAUGUACGAGGAGCCAAACUUCCGCGGCCGCAUGUACAUCGUGGAGCGUGGAGACUACUGCAGCCACAACGAGUGGCAGGCCCAGAACCCCAACAUCCAGUCCAUCCGCAGGGUCGUCAACUACUUCUAAACCCUGACCUGUGACACCCGACUCCCCCUCUGCCUCCCCCUCCCGUCUCCUCCACCACCGCUGUAAUCAUGUACAAUAAA